AUGUUUCUGAGCUUCCACAUAGUUGCUUGGAAAUGUGCGGAAUACCUCCAUCCCGAACAUUUACGUUUCUUGCAGUCGUUGCGGAUAGAUCUUGGGCGUCCGUCCCAUCUCUCAAUCUGCUCGUCCGAUUUGCAUUCUGCUUCGACCAAACUUCUUAGAAUGGUCUCUUAUGUCGUCCAAACUCUUCUCUUCUUGAUUUGGAGAACUUUGAUAUUUCGUCGUCCUGUUGACUCUUCCCAUGUUCGUACAAUGAUCGUCCCACCUGGACAAUCUUGUUGUAUCUUCACUUCUGCUCGAUCGUUCUUGAUCCUGUCUUGA
Microthlaspi erraticum is the source of this 318-nucleotide messenger RNA. Lineage: Eukaryota; Viridiplantae; Streptophyta; Magnoliopsida; Brassicales; Brassicaceae. The record is from the annotation of a GenBank genome assembly.